CAUAUAAAAGUUUAGCGAUAAAGAGAAGUGAAGUAAAGCCGAAAUCUAAUUCGACAUGUUCAACGGAAGCGUUCAUUGGGAAGCGAGAGUUUUAUCAGAGGGAUCAUCACAAUUACUGGGAUGGAAUGUCCCUGCUGAGGAAUUGAUUCAUAUACCAGAACAUUGGCUAAUAUAUCCCGAACCUAAUCCCUCUCUCCAUUAUUUAUUGGGCAUUCUAUACAUACUCUUCACUUUUAUAGCGUUACUUGGAAAUGGAUUGGUUAUCUGGAUAUUUUGCGCAGCCAAGUCAUUGAGAACACCUUCGAAUUUAUUUGUGGUGAAUUUGGCAUUUUGUGAUUUCUUCAUGAUGCUCAAGGCGCCUAUAUUUAUAUAUAAUUCCUUUAGUACCGGAUUUGCUACUGGCCAUUUAGGAUGUCAGAUUUUUGCUUCUAUUGGAUCACUUAGUGGAAUUGGGGCUGGUAUGACAAAUGCUGCCAUUGCAUUUGAUAGAUACAGUACUAUAGCCCGUCCACUUGAAGGAAAGCUAUCUCGUGGUCAAGUGAUGCUCUUUAUCGUACUUAUCUGGACAUAUACGAUUCCUUGGACUUUGAUGCCUCUAAUGCACGUCUGGGGACGAUUUGUGCCUGAAGGUUUUUUAACGAGCUGCUCAUUUGACUAUUUAACGGAGACACCAGAAAUACAAUACUUCGUAGCCACAAUAUUCACCUUUUCUUAUUGCAUACCAAUGGUUAUCAUCAUAUAUUAUUAUAGUCAAAUUGUCAGCCAUGUUGUUAAUCAUGAGAAAGCUCUUCGUGAACAAGCAAAGAAGAUGAAUGUUGAAAGUUUGAGAAGCAAUACCAAUACAAAUGCUCAAACUGCGGAAAUACGUAUAGCUAAGGCGGCAAUAACAAUUUCUUUUCUCUUUGUUCUUUCGUGGACUCCAUAUGGCGUUCUCGCAAUGAUCGGUGCUUUUGGAAAUAAAGCAUUAUUAACUCCUGGUGUUACGAUGAUACCUGCAUGCACGUGCAAAUUUGUGGCUUGCUUGGAUCCAUAUGUAUAUGCCAUAAGUCAUCCAAGAUACAGAAAAUGGUGGCUGAAGCGCAUCGAAAGGUCCAGAAAGUUUACGGAGAUGAUGCUCUAAGUGAAGCAACGUGCCAUGAUUAGUUCCGUCGCUUCAAAGACGGUGAUUUCGAUGUUGACGACCGUCCGCGUGAAGGAAGGCCAGAAACAUUCAAAGUCGUUGAAUUGGAGGCAUUGCUCAAUGAGGAUUCAUGCCAAACGCAAGAACAGCUUGCUUCAGCAGGAGUUGCCCGCCAAGCCAUUUCCAAGUGAUUGCAUGCGUUGAGAAUUAUUCAAAAGCAAGGAACUUGGGUUUCUUAUGAUUUGAAGCUAAGGAACGUUGAGCGUCGUUUUUUUUCCUGUGAACAACUGCUUCAGCGGCAAAAAAGAAAGAGUUUUCUUCAUCACAUCGUGACGGGUGAUAAAAAAUGGAUUCAUUACAGCAACCCAAAGAAAAGAAAGUCAUGGGGACUGCCCGGUCAUGCUUCUACGUCAUCGGUCGAAUAUCCAUGCUGCAAAGGUUAUGCUGUGUAUUUGGUAGGACCAGGUCGGUGUUAUUUAUUAUGAGCUGUUGAAAUUGACUAUCACUGGGGAACGGUAUCGAUUUUAAUUGAUACAACUGAGCCGAGCACUAUGCGAAAAAUGGCUACAAUACGAGCAGAGGCACGACAAAGUGAUUUUACUGCAUGAUAACGCUCGGUCUCAUGUUGCCAAACUUGUUAAAACCUACGUGGAAACGCUUAAAUGGAAAGUUCUACCCCACCCGCCAUAUUCCCCAUAUAUUGCGCCGUCCGAUUAUUACUUAUUCUGUUCGAUGGCACAUGGUCUAGCUGAUCAGUUCCGCUCAUAUGAAGACAUCAAAAAAUGGCUUGAUUCAUGGAUAGCCUCAAAAGACGAACACUUAUCGUAACGGCAUUCGAGCUCUGCCAGAAAGAUGGGCAAAAGUUGUAGCUAGCGAUGGGCAAUACUUUGAAUGAUUCAUUUGUAACCAUUUUUUAACAAUAAAGUUGCAUUUUCAGAAAAAAAUAGCUAGAACUUAGUUGCGCAUCUAAUAAGUGGUUAAUAAAAAAAACUUAAAAAUGAAUAAUAAAAGAAAUCACUAAUAAAACAAAUUAGAUUACACAAAAGCUUAAAUUCUAUUAGUUACAUUUAAUAUUAUUAUACUGUAUAAGAUUUGCGUAAAUGAGUGUGUGUGAUACAUGUGUAAUUGUACAAGAUACCAUUGUGAGAUUUCUGUUUUAUUGAGGUAGUGGUUGAUUAACAAAUUUGCAGAGAAAAAUGUAAGUACAAAAUUUUCAUUAGAUUCAGCUUAUUAUUAUAUUAAUUGUUUAAAAAAAUAUACAUGUUAAGGGGAAGAGAAGUGAAGAGGUCUGCUAUUUCAUUUAAAAUUUCCGGAGAGAUACGGUCGAGAAGUUCUUUUGCUUCUUGACGGUUAGGUGGGGAAAAAGAAAAUGUUGAAUGCGCGGAAGAAGGAGGAGGAUAAGGAACGAUUUUCUCGGUUUGAUCGGGAUAUGUAAAAAACGGUGAAAAAGGGGUUUCUAAUAAAUUUUUUUGGGGAGGGGGGGUGAAUCUGAGGAGUGAUAAAAAAAUCGGAGAGAGGUAAAGGGAGGAAGUUUGUUAAAGGAGAAAAUGAUUCGCGAAGGGAUGUGAGGGGUUCUGCGGUGGUGUCAAAGGAAAAGGAGGAAUACGGACGGAAUGAUACAGGAGAUUGGUCGGGGGUAGAAUCUGUAUGUGAUACUAAAGAGUAAGAAAGUGAAAAAAGAGGAGGAGAGAUUAGAUUCUUCGACUAAUUGUAGACGUUUAAUUGAUUGUUUGUGUGCUCGACUGUCAAUUUUGGCAGCGUUUCGUUGCCGGUCGCGAUUUAUUCUGGUGAUAUGGUGGGAGAAUUUGCUUGCCCAAUAAAAAUUGUUUAUUGUGUGGGUUAGAGAUAUAAAGAAUUAAAGGUUUCUCUCUUCCUUAAAUCAACGUUGAAUUAAAAUAAGAUAGCUCAAAACAGAGACUAUUUAAAUAAUUAUUUUA
Molecule: messenger RNA, 3057 nt
Organism: Solenopsis invicta (red fire ant)
Lineage: Eukaryota; Metazoa; Arthropoda; Insecta; Hymenoptera; Formicidae
Gene: Uvop
Product: opsin, ultraviolet-sensitive
Exons: 5
Coding region: 56-1120 (354 amino acids)
Biological process (GO): visual perception; G protein-coupled receptor signaling pathway
Cellular component (GO): membrane
Molecular function (GO): G protein-coupled receptor activity
Source: RefSeq, a predicted model, not a curated record